GAUAUUCCCGUAUCGACUGUGUCGACAUAGCACACUCGAAUCUGGCGUGUUCUGACGAGUGACUUGGCUGUUUCGAGGAACAGUCAAGCGUCGAUGGAAAAUGGGUCAAAACCAAUCCGGUACUGGUGGUAGUGGAGGUGACAAGAAGGAUGACAAAGACAAAAAGAAGAAAUAUGAACCACCAAUUCCCACAAGAGUGGGUAAAAAGAAGAGGCGUACUAAAGGACCUGAUGCAGCUUUAAAACUGCCUCAAGUGACUCCUCAUACACGUUGUAGAUUAAAGCUUCUAAAAAUGGAGCGCAUAAAGGAUUAUCUGUUAAUGGAGGAAGAGUUUAUCAGGAACCAGGAACGCUUGAAGCCGCAAGAGGAAAAGAAUGAGGAAGAGAGAUCGAAAGUGGACGAUCUACGUGGAACACCGAUGUCUGUUGGGACAUUGGAAGAAAUAAUCGAUGAUAAUCAUGCAAUAGUGUCGACCUCGGUCGGCUCUGAGCAUUACGUGUCUAUCUUGUCAUUUGUAGACAAAGAUCAAUUAGAACCUGGUUGCUCUGUACUGUUAAAUCAUAAGGUUCAUGCAGUUGUUGGUGUCUUAGGAGAUGAUACGGAUCCUAUGGUUACAGUGAUGAAGUUGGAAAAGGCUCCUCAAGAAACUUAUACUGAUAUUGGAGGUCUUGACACUCAAAUUCAGGAAAUCAAGGAAUCUGUAGAGCUGCCAUUAACCCAUCCGGAAUAUUACGAGGAAAUGGGUAUUAAGCCUCCAAAGGGUGUGAUACUUUAUGGACCACCUGGCACUGGAAAGACACUGCUAGCCAAAGCUGUGGCCAAUCAGACAUCAGCUACAUUUUUGAGAGUUGUUGGUUCUGAAUUGAUACAAAAGUAUCUUGGGGAUGGUCCUAAGCUUGUGAGAGAACUCUUCCGAGUUGCCGAAGAGCAUGCCCCUUCCAUUGUCUUUAUAGACGAGAUUGAUGCAGUAGGAACAAAGAGAUACGAUAGCAAUAGCGGUGGUGAGAGGGAAAUUCAAAGAACCAUGUUGGAAUUACUUAAUCAACUUGACGGUUUUGACAGUAGAGGCGAUGUGAAAGUAGUUAUGGCUACCAAUAGAAUAGAAACCUUGGACCCUGCCUUAAUCAGACCCGGCCGUAUUGAUAGGAAAAUAGAAUUCCCACUACCAGAUGAGAAAACUAAAAGAAGAAUUUUCAAUAUUCACACGAGCAGAAUGACUUUGGCGCCUGACGUAAAUCUUGCAGAGUUAAUCAUGGCCAAGGACGAUCUUUCUGGUGCAGAUAUCAAGGCAAUAUGUACCGAAGCUGGUUUAAUGGCUUUACGUGAACGGCGUAUGAAAGUUACUAGCGACGAUUUCAAGAAAUCAAAGGAAAGCGUAUUGUAUCGGAAGAAGGAAGGAUCUCCUGAAGGAUUAUAUUUAUAAAAAAAUUCAUCAUUGUCUCUGUAUAACAAGUCACAUGCUUAUUCAAGUGGUAUAUCAAUAAAAAUUUCUAUUAAAAAAUUA
This is a messenger RNA of Linepithema humile (Argentine ant), 1504 nucleotides long. RefSeq names its product 26S proteasome regulatory subunit Rpt2 (gene Rpt2). Gene Ontology annotation, molecular function: ATP binding; ATP hydrolysis activity; proteasome-activating activity. Gene Ontology annotation, biological process: proteasome-mediated ubiquitin-dependent protein catabolic process. Lineage: Eukaryota; Metazoa; Arthropoda; Insecta; Hymenoptera; Formicidae. Gene Ontology annotation, cellular component: proteasome regulatory particle, base subcomplex. The record is from RefSeq and is a predicted model, not a curated record.